UUGUGAUGUCACGGUCAAUCUCUUCCGUCUGUUUUGGGAAUAUCGGUGUAGAAAGAGCAAACCGGUCUAUGAUGUUGUGUGUGUCUGUGUGUGUUAUUGCCCUCUGCGGUGUUGCGGCGGCACCAAACCGUUUCUUUACCAUCUCGUCACAAAUGGACCAAAGCUCUGCUCUCCUACGGCAGAAGCUUGACCCUGAAGUGGACAUGAACGUCACAGAGAUCAUUCAGCGGUGGGGUUACCCGGCAGAGGAACACCAGGUGGUGACAGAUGACGGAUACAUUCUGACCGUCAACAGGAUCCCACAUGGAAUUAAAUUUACACCUACAGGUACAAAGCUGGCAGUGUUGCUGCAACACGGCCUGCUGGCAGCAGCCAGUAACUGGAUCACUAACCUGCCCAACUGCAGUCUGGGAUACGUGCUCGCCGACGCUGGCUACGACGUGUGGCUGGGAAACAGCCGCGGAAACACCUGGUCCAGGAAACACCGCACGCUAAGUCCCAACGAGGAGGACUUCUGGAAGUUCAGCUAUGACGACAUGGCUCUAAAGGAUCUUCCCGCCACCAUCGAUUACAUCCUGAAGGUCACGGGUCAGGAUCAAAUCUAUUAUAUCGGGCAUUCUCAGGGGACGACAAUUGGGUUCAUAGCAUUCUCCAGGCUGCCUGAGGUAGCCAAGAAGAUCAAGGUGUUCUUUGCCUUGGCACCUGUGGCAACGGUGUCAUUCACGCGAAGUCCAAUGACUAAACUUGCCAUUGUGCCAGACUUCCUGGUCUGGGAUCUCUUUGGUAGGCGGAACUUCCUGCCUCAGAAUUACAUCAUAAAGUGGUUGGCCGAAAAUGUCUGUGCAAAAGAGUACCUAAGUGAGAUCUGUGGAAACAUCUUCUUCAUCCUCUGUGGCUUCAAUGAAAAAAACCUCAAUAUGACUCGGACUCCCAUCUACACCACACACUGUCCUGCUGGAACCUCAGUCCAGAAUAUGCUCCACUGGGCCCAGGCAGUGCACAGCGGGAAGCUGAUGGCGUAUGACUACGGGCCUGCAGAAAACAUGAAGCAUUACAACCAGUCCACUCCUCCUCACUACAACGUUCGGGACAUGAAGGUUCCCACAGCUCUGUUUUCUGGAGGUCACGAUACGCUGGCGGACCCCAAAGAUGUGGCCAUCCUCCUCACUCAGAUGUCCAACCUGAUCUAUCACAAGCACAUUGACCACUGGGAGCACUUGGACUUCAUCUGGGGCCUGGAUGCUCCACACCAGAUGUUCUCCAUUAUUCUAAAUCUGAUGCAUGAACAUCAGUAGAAGGCGCAACUGAGCACCUCAGACAUUUAGUCAGAGAUGUGAAAAUAUUGAACUUGUCAAUAAUUUAACCCUUUGUACAAGCAAUUCUAUUAAUUUUUUUUUUUCUGCCAUGUCAUUGUGUUAGCUGGAAUGUGGGACAUUCUGGCAAUUCUAACAUCAUUAAACUAGAACACUGCACUCAGA
Messenger RNA from Thalassophryne amazonica, 1478 nucleotides. It is a transcript of the gene lipf, whose product is annotated as lipase, gastric. The transcript is spliced from 11 exons. Lineage: Eukaryota; Metazoa; Chordata; Actinopteri; Batrachoidiformes; Batrachoididae. The record is from RefSeq and is a predicted model, not a curated record. Bases 6 to 1295 code for a protein of 429 amino acids. Gene Ontology annotation, molecular function: hydrolase activity, acting on ester bonds.